CUUCAGAGACGAUCUUUGUUAUCUGAGCGUCCUACUAGUGCCACUGAUAAGGAAGAGAUACUGCGGAAAGAAAGAUUCUAGGAAGAAAUCAUCCUUUUGUGAGGUUUUAAUGCAAAACAUAGUUCCUUCUUACUGUAGAUAUGAGCAAUCAGCAAGUGAUUUAUUCUACCCUGAGAUUUCUUCAGUCUCCUUCAGAGUCACCAAAUAGAUUGAGGCCAGAUGGGAAUCAAAAGUCUGGGAACACUGAUGGCAAAGGGUUUUCAGUGCCCUGGUAUCUCAUUGCAGUAAUUCUUGGGAUCCUGUGUUUACUACUAUUGGCGACAGUUGCUGUGUUGGGGACAAAGAUUUUUCAGUAUACUCAAGAAAACCGUCGGCAGAGGGAAAUGAUAGGAAACCUGACUCAAGAGCACCACAUUUUGCAAAAUGACAGCUACUUAAAGGAGAAACUUUUGACAUAUAAGACUUUAGAAUAUAACAUUCUCAAAAAUGAAUUGCUUCAGCAAAAAAAGAAACAGGAUUUACUCUUUACAAAUAGGACAUGUCAGAGAGAAAAUAAAGGCAAAUUCUAUGGAAACUGCUGGUCCUGUUAUGGAAUAAAGUGUUAUUAUUUUAUUCCUGAAAGUAAAAACUGGAACAGAUGUAAACAGACUUGCCAAAGUUAUAAUUCAUCCCUUUUGAAGAUAAAUGAUGAAGAUGAACUGGCCUUUAUUCAAUCCCAAACUUAUAGGAAUAACUACUGGAUUGGAUUAUCAUAUGAUGACAGAGAACAAAAAUGGAAAUGGAUUAACAUUGGCCCACCUUUUGGGAUUAACUAUACAUUCAUGAGUUCUUCUGGAAGAGGACAAUGUGCAUUUUUAAGCUCAACAAGAACAGCAACUAUUGAGUGUUCUAAGACCUACAAUUGUAUCUGUGAGGAGAGAAUUCAUGAUGUUUUCUCUGCCUACUUCGAUAGGUACAAGAAGAAAAGGUGCAAUGGAACCUGUCAUUUGUUUGUUUGUUUGUUUCUGUGAUAAUUUGUGAAUACUUACAUACUAAUGUUUUUGCUAGUAAGACUUAGUUUACUGGGGAAACAGAGAUGAGUAGGAAAAGGAAGGAAAUGUUCUUUUGGACUAUGCUUUAAGAGAUUAGAUGCCAUCUGUCUUCUUGAGGGAGAAUGCAUGCUUUUAUCUUUGGAGAGGUUUCCCCUCUCUUUAAUGGCCCUGAGAAAUUCCCUUUCUCUCUCCCUAAACCACCCAUAGAACCACUUAGACAACUCUGGUAGCCUGUUCUUUUUCUUAUUAAUAGCCUGGGUCUUUUCCUUAUUAAUAGAAUAGAUUGGAUAAGUAAUUUCAGUAACCUCCAGGUUUGAGAGAUGGUACAAUUAAGAAUUAAAAAAUAGUUAUUUUGCCUCCCUUCCCCCAUCUAGAUAAUCAUCUUGCAUUAAAAUGUUUUUACUUUGCUAUAAUUUCAUUCCUCCUUAAUAGUUGAAACAAUAGUAUAAAAACUCUCAUAUAGUUACUAUUUGUUAAUAUUUUGUUCUUUCUGUGCUUUACAGUUCUCUCUCCCCUACUCCCUUGCUGUUCCAUUUGAUAAUUAAUUGUGGAUUUUAUGUCCCUUUGUCUAAAUAUUUUAUAAGAACAAAUACUUUGUCUUGUAUAACCAUGGUGGAAUUAUCAAAAUCAGGAUAUUUAGCAUUGAUAGAGUACUGUGAUUUUUUAAAAAAGAUUUUAUUUAUUUAUUUGACAAAUACAGAGAUCACAAGCUGGCAGAGAGGCAGGCAGA
Mustela erminea (ermine) is the source of this 1761-nucleotide messenger RNA. RefSeq names its product killer cell lectin-like receptor 2. The record is from RefSeq and is a predicted model, not a curated record. The transcript is spliced from 7 exons. Lineage: Eukaryota; Metazoa; Chordata; Mammalia; Carnivora; Mustelidae. Bases 141 to 1010 code for a protein of 289 amino acids.